AAGAAGAAGAAGACACGUGCAUUCCUUUUCUAUAAUAUUUUGAACGUGGUUUCAUCGCUCGGCGUAUAAUUUACGUCGAAAAUGGUGCGGCCCAACAAUCAACUGCCGGAAAAUCUUCCGCAACUGCAAAAUCUCAUCAAGAGAGAUCCCGAAUCCUACACCGAUGAGUUUCACACACAGUACGAGCAUUUCCUCAGCUUGCUUGAAAUUUUCGCCCUCAAUCCAAGCGAGGAAAACAAAUCGUUGGACGAAACUGUGAUGUUCAUUGCACAAGUGGCGCAAUGCUAUCCACAGGUGUGUCUACAGUUUCCGAAACACCUCACCGAUCUGCUGAGAAAUAGCGCCACCGUUCUGGAUCCAGCGAUGCGUAAUUGUUUUGUCAAGGCUUUGAUACUGCUGCGCAAUAAGAAUCUUGUGCCUGCUCUGGACAUCUUGGAGCUCUUCUUCCAUUUACUGCGCUGUCAGGACAAGAAUCUGCGUACCUUUUUGCAGACGCACAUUAUCACGGACAUCAAGAACAUGAAUGCCAAGCACAAGGACAUGAAGCUCAACUCGAGUCUGCAAAACUUUAUGUACGGCAUGUUAAGGGAUGCGAAUCCCAAGGCGGCCAAAAUGUCAGUUGACAUAAUGAUUGAUCUGUACAAGAAGAACAUCUGGAACGACACCAAGACCGUCAAUGUGAUUGCCAACGUCGGUUGUUUUUCACCCAUUACCAAGGUUCUUGUCACAUCGUUGAAAUUCUUCCUUGGUCACGACGACGAGGACGAAGCCAACUCGGAGAGCGAGAGCGAGAAUGAAGUAGACUUAAAGGGCGCACUAAUGCAGAAUCGAGUGAACAAGAAGACAAAAAAACGUCAAAAACAACUUCAACAGAUCAAGAAGCAAGCUAUAAAAGCACAGAAGAAAAAGAAGAACGCACCCGCCUUCAAUUUCUCCGGCAUUCAUUUGAUCCAUAAUCCUCAGGGCAUGGCUGAGGCACUCUUCAAGCAGUUGCAAUCGACCAACGACAGAUUCGAAGUGAAAAUUAUGCAUCUGGACGUGAUCUCGCGUCUCAUUGGCAUACACGAGCUCUUCCUCUUUGGCUACUAUCCAUACAUUACCCGUUUCCUGCAGCCACAUCAACGGCUUGUGACGCGCGUCCUUCAGUUUGCUGCCCAGGCAUCGCAUCCUUUGGUGCCCGGCGACAUUAUUGAGCCUAUCUUGAAAACUAUUGCCAAUAAUUUUAUCACUGAACGCAAUUCGAGUGAUGUCAUGGCAAUUGGAUUGAAUGCCACACGAGAGAUUUGCAUGCGUUGUCCCCUGGCCAUGGGCGAGGAUUUGUUGCAGGAUCUGGCUAUGUACAAAGCUUAUAAGGAGAAAUCAGUGAUGAUGGCGGCACGCUCUUUAAUCUCAUUGUAUCGUGAACAAUUGCCAGCAUUGCUGCAUAAAAAGGAUCGCGGGCGACCGACAGAAGCUCAGGCGGAGCGCAAGGUGCUUGCCUAUGGAGAGCGCGAUGUUCAGGACACUGUGCUGGGUGCUGAGGCGCUGCUAAAGAACUCCAAGACUAUUGACAUCGACACCGAUGGUGAUGACAGUGACUCCAAUGAUGGCGAGUGGGUGGAUGUGCAGCAUAGUGAUGGCGAGGGUGCUGCUGAUAGUGAUGAUGAUGAUGAUGAUAAUGAUGACGACGAUGAUGAUGAGGAGGAGGAGGCGGAUGGCACCGAUGAAGAGGAUGACGAAGAUGAUGGAGAAUCGGAUGAGGGUAUUGCAAGUGAGGGUGCCGAGUUGACGGAAGCCGAGAAGAAGGAGAAGGCCAAACUGAAGAUUCUAAAUCAAAAGGAAGCAGCUCAGGAAUUGGCACUGACGCGCAUCUUCACCGACGAGGACUUUAAGCGGAUAAAUGCGGCUAAUCUGAAGAAGACGGUGACAAAUGCACGCAAACGUCCGUUAGAAACGGAGCGCAGUGAUUUCGUCAAGCUGAACAACAUUGAGAUGAUUUACAAGAAGCGCAAACACGAUAAGGAAACGCGUCUUGAGACGGUGCAAGCGGGACGCCAGGAUCGCGAGCGGUUCGGCUGGAAGGAUGGACGUGUCAACGAGAACUGUUCGAAGACCAACAAGGAGAAGCGCAAGACGAAAAACUUUGGCAUGCUGCGGCACAAAGCCCGUUCCAAGGUGAAGAAGAGUUUCCGCGACAAACAGAUGGCGAUGCGCAAACAUUUGUUGCACCAAAAGAAGAUGAAAUAGUUAAUUAUAUUCAAACUGUUGCUGCUGCAAUAAAUUUUAUUUCAUUUGUA
Molecule: messenger RNA, 2276 nt
Organism: Drosophila nasuta
Lineage: Eukaryota; Metazoa; Arthropoda; Insecta; Diptera; Drosophilidae
Gene: Mys45A
Product: SDA1 domain containing protein Mys45A
Exons: 3
Coding region: 82-2226 (714 amino acids)
Biological process (GO): ribosomal large subunit export from nucleus; ribosomal large subunit biogenesis
Cellular component (GO): nucleolus
Source: RefSeq, a predicted model, not a curated record